AUGAACAACGGGGAUAAAAAGGAUAAAAAAGAAAAAACGCGCGCAAAGAGAGCACCACUACCGAAGUUGGACGCAGAAAGAUUGCUUGGUGAAGAUGGCUUAAGAAAGUUACGGAUGAAAAGUCACGAAUUGGUUAUCAACAAACGUGAAGAUCCGGAGAAAAAUCUUAGAAAUUUGAUGACAUUUUAUCAAAUAUGGGCGCAUGAACUGUUCCCGAGUAUGAAAUUUCGUGAUGUCAUUGCCAAAACGGAAAAGAUUUGUAGGGAGAAACGGCUCAAU
Molecule: messenger RNA, 279 nt
Organism: Dentiscutata heterogama
Lineage: Eukaryota; Fungi; Glomeromycota; Glomeromycetes; Diversisporales; Gigasporaceae
Source: the annotation of a GenBank genome assembly